Porites lobata is the source of this 5129-nucleotide messenger RNA. NCBI's taxonomy places the organism in Eukaryota, Metazoa, Cnidaria, Anthozoa, Scleractinia, Poritidae. The record is from the annotation of a GenBank genome assembly.
AUUGCAACAGGGAAACUCAUUGAUUCUGGUUACCCUCCUCUCCCGCGGCCUUAUGAAAAACACCUUAACAUCACGUUUUACUUAAACAGGAGGAUGAAGUUUCUAUUUGUGCUAUCGCUGAUGCUGUGUUACAGUUCAGCUCAGAGUGCUGAUUCAAGUAAGUAUAUCGUACAGUCCAACCUAUGUGAGUGACUACCUUUCGUAAACGACCAUCUAAUCAAAAUACCAAAACGUUCCCAGUAUAAGCGUUACAGUGGUACGUCUAGUAAACGAUCACCUCCUGUAAGCGACUGCGACUACACUAUUCGGGUCUUACGGUUUAAAGACUUUCAUUGGUUUUAACCUCUUGUAAGCGACCACUUCAUGGUCCUUCAAGCAUUGUCUGAUCUCUAUUUUGGCUGUGUGUACUAUGCUAAUAGGAAUAUACGGAGAACUUUACCAAAAAUGGAACUACACCUACAAUAACUUAUCUUCCAUGAAAAAAGUUGUGUUCGACCAUCUCCUUAAGCGGCCAUUGAGUCUGCAUUUUUUGUGCUCUCUUAUGGGGGUUCGCAUGUAUUUUUAUCGCGCAGAAUAUACUAUACGCCCCUAUUUUUCUCCUGUCCGUCCACCCAAUCAGCUGACAUGGAGUAAGCAGAAACUAGUGUUUAACUACCAAACAUCUGGCAACUUUUCUUCUUUAAGAUUUUUUUUUGGCAAUUUUCGUGAUCCACCUAUCGGGUUAAAAAACUCAACCACCCUAGGUCAGAUUUGAUUUCAGGUGAUAUCCGAUAAGUUUGCCAAAUUGCAUUUUUAAAUCAGUGGGAAAAUAGUGGGAUUUAGGAACCUCGUUUUAAUUCGGUGAGGGUAAAAGGCGGAAUGAGUUUGCGGAAUGGCAUGUGGCAUGGCUUGCGGAAUGACAUAAUUAUGCGGAAUGUAAAAUAUGGAAAUUGGCGCAAAGAAAUAAAUUAAACUGAAAGGCAUGCGCGGGUCAUUGACGCCCCUUUUUUGGCGCCAAUUUGAGUGAACAACUGCUUUACUGGUUCACGCAUUUAGACAUUUAUCUAAAACAUACCCGAGAAUUAGCUAGGGUUCCUGAAGGCAGCCUCCACACGAAAACAUUGAAGUCCGGUAAAUAUACUGAGGCGUGACCAAAAUAACUUAGUUUCCUCGAUUAGCAAGACGAAAUAUCUUCUUUUUCCGUUAUCCUUAGCGAAUUUAAUACCAUUGUUAGAGUCCUUAUUUUUGAGUCGAUAGAAAGUGAAUCCCAGAAUACUUGUGCAUUUGAUUUUUUGCUUCUUCAAAAUACUGUCGGCACCGAAAGUGUUACUCCUUCGAUCAAGAAUUACGUUGCGUUACUACCUUGAUUUCGUGACUGUGAUUUUGACAGCUCCAUCUCUUCAAACGUACGUUGUGCCACGUGCAGUCACGGAACAGACUGUCACGCAGAGUCGCCGGCAGGUAAAGUUCAGUGUUUCAAAAUGGCUAAAAUUGACCCAGUUUCACCUUUUUACCCCAUUCUUUGAUUGAAAAAAGCAAUUUUGCAAAGGAAAACCUACAAGACGUACGAAAAACGAGCCAUUGGGCUGUAAAUAUCUGUUUAUGUGCGUUUCGAAAUUGGAAGUUCUACAGAGAAAUUCUCGAUUUUUGUUGUUGUUUUUCUUGUUUACACAAUACAGACAAUUUAUACCGCCAGCCUACCAUGAAAAUUCCUGAACUUCGAUGGUGUCUUACAGAGAUUUCCUUCACUUACCCAAGCCAAUUCCCAGGUAUGUUUUAAAUGAAUGUCUAAAUGUGUGAUUUAAAUCGCAAGAAGAGAAUUUGGAGUUAUACCACAUGUUAAAUAUUGGCGGCGAAAAUGAGUAACGAACUGAAAUUUUGUUAUCCUGAAAACCUAUCCCUCAUUUUUAAAAUUAUUUCAGUACGACCAGCUUCCCUAUUGUCCAGAAAGUAUCUUCUAGUGGAAGGAAAAGAAUUUUUCUGUUCGUGGAAAGUGUCCAAAUUUCUCCAUCCAGCUUCGUUUGCGAACGCGAGGAAAGUUGAUGUUAGCGAAUUUCAGGUUAAAAUUAAUGCAGUCUGAGACUCCGGCGACAUCGAAAACCGAUCUUCUAUUUUUUCUCCCGAACAAAAGGCUUUCGGCGGGAACAAUCUACGUUAGGUUUCUCUUUUACCUAAAAGCUAUCUAUGAACAAAAAAUGAAAGAAAUUGAUUUUUCAACUCUUGUCACGAAAUUAAGAUUUUGGUCGAUUUUUUCUGUUUCGCACGUCUCAAGCUCGCAGUUGAGGAAACAAAAUACAAGAUUCAUUCAUCUCUGAAUAAUAUUAUCAAUUAUGUCACGAUCACGUAACCCACAGUCUCAUAAAGAAACACUUCUCACACGGUUUCGAAUACAAAUAUAGGUAACAAGAAACUGUUGAGUUAAUCGUACAAGCAUCUUUUGUAGAAAAAAUUAAAGUAGAAGGGAGCGUGACCUUCGAAAACAUCUUUUCUUCAAUAGACGAAGAAUCUUUUGGCUGUGCGGAAAAGGCUGGUCGACAAUGAGCCUUCGUGGUUUUUUUUUUUUUUGAUUGUCAUCAAAGGUUAAGCCCGCAACAUUAAAACAGCGGCUGCGUUUGCAAAUUGAUUGGCGCCAAAAAAGGGUGCUCUUUUCAGUUUAAUUUAUUUCUUUUGAUCAUUCAGCAGCGUAUAUUAAAUUCCGCAUAAUUAUGUCAUUCCGCAAGCCAUGCCACAUGCCAUUCCGCAAACUCAUUCCGCCUUUUACCCUCACCGUUUUAAUUAGUUUGUUAUGUCAUCUAAAACUUUCGAAAAAGUAAAGAACGCAGAAAAAAGAACAUCGAGGGCGAGACCCUUAAGUUAUCUAUUGAUUAAGAGAACACAAGUCUACGUGUAAAAUUACAAUCUGAUUUUAUAGGAUGUGGUUCUGUGGUAAACAACGCCUUGACAAGUCCUGGAUUUCCAACACUAUACCCAAAUAACAUGCACUGUGUGUACAAAGUUUCCAUUCCAUCCGAAAAGGCGCUGAAGAUCAGUUUUUCAAUUUUUUCCCUGGAACCACAUACUCGAUGCGGGUAAGUAAUUUAACAAUAGACAGCUUUAGAGUCUCGUUUACGGCAAACGGCAAACGUCAGAUUCAAGUUGAGAAUAUCUCAAAAUUAAAAAAAAAUAGCAGGUAAAAACAGCUCAAAGCAAUUCUUAUGGAUACAACUGGCGUGAAACAAUUCACUUUUUUGUAGAAUUAAUGAACAAUAAACAUCAAGAAAAGGGAAAACUUGGUCACUUGGUACAGAUUCACUUUUGCCGUUUACAAUAAAGUUAACGUGACUGAUGACAAACAAUUGAAAACCACUCAACUGACUCAGCUUUAAUAAGAGUAGACUAGGAACUUAACUUAAAGUGAUACUUGUUACUCUAAAACGUAACAUUUUUGCUGGUCAAAACUUACUCACGAAUUCCGACGUUCGGCUUGUACGCUGCAAGUUUGCGGAUCUGUGAUAUUAGGCCUAGAAAUAAGGCAAAAUCAGGCUUCUAAAAACCCAGGCUGGCAGGUAAGUAUAUCCCGCCGGGAAAAACACCGACCAAUGAGAAUAACCCUCUCAUUUUAAGAUAAAGACAGACCUGGCUUUAGAAACUGAUAACACGAAGAAAACUGUAAAACACGCUGAUACUGAUACUCUUUAAUUGUUUUAAUACUCUUUAAUUCUUAAAAGAAAUAAAGAGUAAAAUUCUGCCAGUAAAUUAGCGGUCUGGUCAACAUGGCGUGAAAAAUAGAUUUCGCUCAUUUCUUGUGUGUAGAGAGACUUUCAUGUACCUGUACUUAACGGCCCCAAUUCGCUAGACUGUAUUUUUAAAACUCUCGAGUUUCUGAGACAAUUUUGGUUCACCCCAUCCAACGCCCACGUUGCGCGGCUUAAUUCAAGGCUGAAAAUCAACAAAACUUUGAAUGUUGAUUUGGAAAGCAAUAGUAAUUAUUAGAUAAGAGAAACAACACAAAAAGCCAUCAUAAUUUCUUUGACAUAACACAGUGUUUUCUGCCAACAUUACGCACAAUUCAACCUCAUAGCAAGAUUUUAAGUAUCCCCUUCCCGCACUGAUAGAUCAAGUGGAGCCAAACCACCCCCCAAAUGGGGUCCCAAAUGUGUCAUUUGCUCUCGGAUAAAAAAUUGAAGUUGAGUAACAUAUAUAGAAAUUAAACCAUGAUAUUUUGUGAAAGAUUUCUUCCGAAAAAAAAUAUAAUUUCUGCGAUUUCUUCGAUUCUUUAUUUUCCUAAAAUACUGCCUAAACAGUGCAUUCAUUAGUCAUUGACCAGGUGACAACUUUUACUUCAUCAGUAUGGUAUUUCUGUUGUUUCGGCGCAGACGGCUCUCUCUCGAAAUGUUCCUAGCGGCAGAGAGCGAUGGGAGUCGGCUGUUUCGCAGCCUAAUGAACAAAAUUCAAACUACUAUUUACAAAAUCGAAUGUUCGUUGCCGGUGCUCGUAGAUAGGCUGAAAAGGUGUAGAGACUUCUCAUUGGCUAAACCGAGAUCUGGCCAAUGAUAUGGUUUUCGAUUUGGAAAAUACCAUAGCUCUUUUAAUAUCCAAAUUAGGAUUUCACGCCUCAAGGCUUUUACGUAAGUUGAGAUGAGUGAAAUCCCUUUUACAGACCUUUUUUAUCUGUAAGUAGGUCGAAAGCAAGAGAACAUAAAAGCCACUUAUUGAACGUUAAUUGGCAUUUGUAGACGGCGGUAAUUCGACUGCUCGGGAGCGACUCAAGUGCAACAUAAAAUGAAGGAAUUUGAUCGGCGGCUUGAUAUUCUGCAGAAACGUUUGGAGCUUCCUUAACUCCACCAUAAAGCACUACUCGCAAUUAGUUGAGGCAGAAGAACAUAAAAGGCUUUUAUGUUAUCUUGGCGGUUAGGGUUAUUUCUAAGAAUUAAACUGCCCUUAAAAAGUAAAAAACAUAUUUUUUCCCUUCUAGGUAUGAUUAUUUGAGGAUUGUAGAUGAUAACAACAGAACACUUGGUACAUAUUGUGGGACCGAACUUACUGCGAAGGUAGUUUUGGUAACUGGAAACUACGCAUUAAUAACAUUCCACUCUGACUUUUCUCAACAAUACCUGGGAUUCCAGCUCACGAUAUUAUUUAGUGAAAAUCAAAAUGGUAUGUUCAAAUAA